AUGACGACGGAAGUGGGAGAAAAGCGACCGAGAGAAGAAGAGGAAGAAGAUGAUGAGGUCGAAAAAACUAACGAACAACAACAACAACAACAAGAGGAGGAGGAGAAAAAGGACGACGCGAACGACGGAGAACCUCCAAAAACGAAGAAAGCAAAAGAAGAAGACGAUAAAGAAAAAGAGACACCAUCAACGACGACGACGACGGUACCAUCGGCGGGAGGAGCUGCGGGGGGGGGUGGAUCUGGAUUCGGCUCUGGCUUUGGGAAAUCCUUUGGCGGUUUCAGCGGUGGUUUCGGCGGUUUGAAAGCGCAAGUCAGCGGAGGAGGUGGCUUUGGAGCGUUCGGGAAGAAAUCAGAGGGAGAAAAGAAAGAUAUCGACGAUAACGAAAUUAGCGGCGAAAAGAAUAAGAGGGAAGAGGGAGAUGGUGGUGGUGGUGGAGGAGGCGGACCAGUCUUUGGCGCCGUGUUCGGCGGGAGUAAAAUAGCAAACGAUACUAGCGAGAAGAAGGAAACAGAAGAAGAAGGAGAAGGAAGUAAAGAGGAAACAGAAGAAGAAGGAGAAGGAGAGAAAAGUAAGAAAGAGGAGUUCAAAGCUGCAAAAGAGAUGAAAGAGAUCGAGCAACAAACCGGCGAAGAAGACGAAGAUUUAAUGUUCAAAACCGACGGCGCUUUGUACGAAUACGUCAGCACGGAAGAGGAUGGGAAAGCGCCGGGAUGGAGAGAACGAGGACGAGGUGAAUUUAGAAUCAACUCUACGAAGAAGAAAGAUAACGUGAGAAUGAUCAUGCGCACGAGAGGUAACUUUCGCUUGAUUUUGAACGCCUCAAUGUUCAAAGGCCAAAAGUUUGCAAAGAUGGAAGGCGGGAAGGGCGUAACCUUUCCUUGCGUCAACGCCGCUUCGGAGAAUAAAAAGAUGACCACGUACGCUUUGAAAAUGAGAGUCGCACAAAGCUCUGCCGCGCAGCAAGUGGAUACGUUUCUCGAGCAGAUCACAAAGGCUCUUCUAAUCGCCGGCGGAGAGGAGUCUACGAAAGAAGAUUAA
Molecule: messenger RNA, 1041 nt
Organism: Bathycoccus prasinos
Lineage: Eukaryota; Viridiplantae; Chlorophyta; Mamiellophyceae; Mamiellales; Bathycoccaceae
Exons: 1
Coding region: 1-1041 (346 amino acids)
Biological process (GO): intracellular transport
Cellular component (GO): cytoplasm; nuclear pore
Molecular function (GO): GTPase activator activity
Source: RefSeq, a predicted model, not a curated record